AUUUUUGCCAUGACCAAGAUUGCGUACUUCGACUGCUCAGCCGGCGCCGCCGGCGACAUGAUCCUCGCGUCGCUCAUCGAUGCUGGCGCCCCGAUCGCCGACAUUGAGGCCGGCCUCGCGACCAUCUUUGCCAUCCGCGGCGAGUGGGGCCUCGCCACCGAGCGCGUCUGGAAGAGCACGGGCCGCAUCGCCGCCACCAAAGUCAAUGUCUCGUCCGUGCACAAGCACGCGCCGACGGCACCUCCAGGGACCCCGCCCCGUGACCACCACCAUGAUCAUGAUCAUGACCACCACCAUGAUCAUGACCACCACCAUGAUCAUAGCCACGGUCAUGGGCAUCACCAUGACCAUGAUGACGACGAGGAUCACGACCAUGCCCACGACCACGAGCGCAAUUUGGCGAGUAUCUGUGCGAUGCUGGACGCCAGUGGACUCUCGCCAUGGGUGCGAGAGAAGAGCAAGGACGUGUUUGCGUGCUUGGCGCGCGCCGAAGCCCGCGCCCAUGGAACCAGCGUCGACCACGUGCAUUUCCAUGAAGUCGGUGCGAUCGACAGCAUCAUCGAUACGGUCGGGUCGGUGCUCGCCCUCGAGCUUCUGCACGUCGACGAGGUGCACUGCUCGCCGCUGCCGUACUCGAACGGCUUUGUCAAGUGCAUGCACGGCCUCAUGCCGGUGCCCGUGCCUGCGACGCUCGACCUCAUGCAAGGCGUCCCCGUCAUCCCGGCGCCCAAAGGCGCAACGGGAGAGCUCGUGACGCCGACGGGCAUGAGUCUCAUGAAGGCGCUGGCCACCUCGUUUGGCCCACCACCGGCGUUCAUCCCGCAUACGCACGGGAGCGGCGCCGGCACCAAGGACUUUCCUGGCCACGCCAACAUUGUGCGCGUCGUCAUUGGUGACGCGACGCAUCCAGUGAGUCGUCCGACGCCAAGCCCAAGCAACGACGAGAGCGUUGUCGUCCUCGAGACGAACCUCGAUGACAUGAACCCGCAGAUUCUAAGCCACGUCCAAGAGCUUCUCUUUGAACAAGGGGCGCUGGACGUGUGGUGGCAGCCCAUCCAGAUGAAGAAGAACCGACCGGGUAUUCUUCUCUCCGUGCUCUGCCAGCCUGACGGCGUCAACGCGCUCUCCAACACGCUGUUUUGCGAAACCACAACCCUAGGCAUUCGCCGGCGCACGAUGGAGCGAGCGGUGCUCAAGCGGUCGUUCCUUACGGUCACCUCGCUGUAUGGCCCGGCCUCGGUCAAGGUGGGGUAUCUCAACGGCGCGCCUGUGAACGUCCAGCCAGAGUUUGACGACUGCCAGAAGCUCGCGCUUGCCGCCAACGUCCCGAUCAAGACGGUCCUGGCCGAGGUCCAAGCACUCGCCCGAGCCUGCUUGAAGAAGGAAGCGCCCAUGGCCUAGUCGCUACGUCUCCCUAGCAACAAAUCUCUACCGCUGUGUAUAAAAUGCUUGUUGAGCUGAAGCAAAGUCCAAGUCGUUCCGUGUG
Molecule: messenger RNA, 1486 nt
Organism: Saprolegnia diclina VS20
Lineage: Eukaryota; Oomycota; Saprolegniomycetes; Saprolegniales; Saprolegniaceae
Exons: 11
Coding region: 10-1401 (463 amino acids)
Source: RefSeq, a predicted model, not a curated record